Molecule: messenger RNA, 1794 nt
Organism: Labeo rohita (rohu)
Lineage: Eukaryota; Metazoa; Chordata; Actinopteri; Cypriniformes; Cyprinidae
Gene: dub
Product: duboraya
Source: RefSeq, a predicted model, not a curated record
ACCCUCUUGACUUGUGAGAGAGAAGGCGCGCGCACGUUGCGCUCGUGUGAGGAGAGCGAGCGCGCCUCACUUCAGCAAGUGUCAGACCAAAACAGCGACAAGAAGUUGAGAACACGCCAACAACGCUAGAAGAUGGAGGAGCAUUCUGUUGUAAAAAAGCGCUCUGUGGCUGAACUAGCUGGAAAAUUCAGUUGUCCAGUAUCCCAUACGACAGACGCUGAAGUGAACAAGCCUGUGAGAAGGAGACCCCCACGCUCACUGCCACUGCCUGCUGGUAAUGAUGCAGGUCAAGGCCAGGAAGAGAAAGGAGCUGAAACAGUAUCAACCAGGAAGAACAGAAACUCAGCCCUUAUUGAGAAACUGCAGGCCAACCUUACACUUUCUCCCACGGGGCCUCCGACCUUCUCAAAAAGCCCAGGGGUGGUGAAAUUACCAGUGGCAGCCUUCUCCCCCGGCUCUCCCAACAGCCCCUCUAGUCCUCCUGCAAUUGUCACACCCAAACAAGAGGAAACUCCCGCUAGCUUUGAGAAUCCUGUCGACGGGACUGUUCUCAAAAGCAUCAACAAGGGUAGAGCUCGACAUUCCAUCAAGCGGCGGCCGCCGUCUCGCCGACACAGGAAGUCCAGUGCCGACGAAGGCGGCGAAGAGGUGGAUAAAACAACCUCAGCCACCCUCGAUCACACAACUCCAAAUGGCCACGAAGGAGACGUGUUUGAAGAACACAAGUCGUCAACAGACGCUGAAUCUCUUUCUACUAAAGAAGAGAGUGAGCAGGAAACUAAAACUACAGAACCGGAGGAAAAAGUGGAGACUGUGACUUCAGAAAAGAAAGAAGAUGAAGAGAAAGAAGAGAAGACAGAAACAGUGGAGACUGUGACUUCGGAAGACAAAAAGGAUGAAGAGAAAGAAGAGAAGACAGAACCAGUGGAGACUGUGACUUCAGAAAAGAAAAAGGAUGAAGAGAAAGAAGAGAAGACAACUGUGAUAGAAAAAGAUGAAGAAAAGAAGACAGAAACAGUGGAGACUGUGACUUCAGAAAAGAAAAAGGAUGAAGAGAAAGAAGAGAAGACAGAAACAGUGGAGACUGUGACUUCGGAAAAGAAAAAGGAUGAAGAGAAAGAAGAGAAGACAGAAACAGUGGAGACUGUGACUUCAGAAAAGAAAGAGGAUGAAGAGAAAGAAGAGAAGACAGAACCAGAGCAAAUGGAAGAGAAAAACGAAGACCAACCACAGAUGACUAACAGUACAGAAGAAACACGUGAAGAGCCGGUCACGCAGCCACAAACAGAACCUGACACGACAGAUGAGAAAAAAGAGGAACCGAAAGAAGAUGAAGUAAACUGUUAGAGCCAAGAGUGUAACAUCUCGAAAAUAGAGAAAAACAUCAAAUCAGCUGCGUCAGACUGAAGAGCUCCCUUAAACUCAUUGCUUCAAAGCAAAGACGUCAGGAGAAGAUGAAAUAAUGUGAAGAACUUGGUAUUAGACUUUAUGUCAGAUAUGAGUCGUUUGAAUGUGCAAGUGAAAUCUGCAGGUCCCGAGAACAACAGUAUUUUCCUCCUGUACAGAUGUAUUAUUGGUAAUAUCUCUGUUCUGAGCCGCUUGUAUGAAUUUACACAUUAGCUUGGUUUGAGACAUAUAUUGUAUAUAAUAAUUAGUUUUCACUAAAUGACAUUUUUUAUUCUGUUUUUGUUGUUCAUAGUUGAAUUCCUAUCAAAUAUGUGAAGAGCUAAUCUUUGAGGUUUGCAGAAAAUAAAAUAUGGAAAUUUAAUAAAAACAUCACAUUUCAACUUCUUU